ACCCACUUCUUAAUCACUUCUGAAAAUGUUCCUCGUUAAAAACUUCCUUGGCGGCGGUGGGGGUGGCGGCGGAGGCGGCGGAGGGAACAUCAACAUCGGCAACAUGAUUGGGGGAUUUUUAAGCGGCGGAGGGGGCGGUGGCGGCGGCGGAGGAGGAGGAGGCGCCAUGGGCAUCCUCGGAGGAGUCAUCAGUGCCAUCAGUGAAGCAGCCGCUCAGUACAACCCAGAACCUCCGCCUCCUCGCAGCCACUUCUCCAACGUCGAGUCGAACGAGAGCGAAGAGGUGCGGCAGUUCCGGAGGCUGUUCACGCAACUGGCUGGAGACGACAUGGAAGUGAGCGCGACAGAACUGAUGAACAUCCUCAACAAAGUGGUUACCAGACAUCCGGACUUGAAGACAGAUGGGUUUGGGAUAGACACAUGUCGCAGUAUGGUGGCCGUCAUGGACAGCGACACCACUGGGAAACUGGGAUUUGAUGAGUUCAAAUAUCUUUGGAACAACAUCAAGAAGUGGCAGGGGAUCUACAAGCGCUUUGACACUGACCGAUCCGGGACCAUCGGCAGCAGUGAGCUCCCAGGAGCCUUUGAGGCCGCCGGCUUUCGGCUCAACGAGCAGCUGUACAGCAUGAUUGUGCGCCGAUACUCAGACGAGAGCGGCAACAUGGACUUCGACAACUUCAUCAGCUGCCUUGUGCGCCUGGACGCCAUGUUUCGUGCCUUCAAGUCCUUGGACAGGGACGGCAGUGGACAGAUCCGCGUGACCUUGCGGGAGUGGCUGCAGCUCACCAUGUACUCCUAAGGGCCAGCCCCAGCGGGAGACUCGCCCCCCCUCAUGCCCCCCCCAUGAUCCCACCGGCUUCACCGAGCCUGUUCUGGAACGGGUGGAAUUCUGGGCAGCCCUUUUCUGCAACGACCGGAGAAGCCCUGCGGACCCCCCCCCUUUUCUCUCCUAUUGUGUUCUUUUCUCUUCUGCUGCUUUUGUCGGAAAGCGACGAAAAAAGAGGGAACCCUUUUAGUAGACUUUGGUUUUGCAUUUAUAAAUCAUUGUUUAGAAACCUGGUAAUAUUUAUGUGAAGCAUUUUAAUUCUUGCGCUAACACUGUCUUCCCCUGCGAGUGCUGGCGAGGGUCUUGUUAGAGAGAAUUUUGGUUUGAAGUGGCUUUUGUUUUCUUUUUGAGGCUGGCUUGGUUUUCAACAGUACUGUGUAGAGAUCUUCUGUUUUUCUCCAGUUUUACUCACCAGACAUUUUCCCAUGUUUUUUUUGGGGGGGAGAGUUCCUUCUGAGGCCUUGCCCCCCCCGACCCAAGGAAGUCCCCUUGCCUCAAGCCUGCAGCCGGUGUCCCAUAGCAGGAUCUGGAGUGGGUGUCUGCCCUGCCCGACAGCCAGCAAUCCACCCUUCCUAGAGCCACAGAACGAGGAGGAAGGUUGUCCCACCAACGCUCCAGCCUCCUCCUCCUCCCUUAACAGGCAGAGACACGGGGGGCGCUGUUGAGCUUAGAGGAAAGUGAUUUGGCUGCAGUGGGUCUAUUCCCAUAGGAAGGAAGCCUUCCUUGUUUUGGGGGGAGGAGGAGGAGGAGGAGGCCUGCCUUCCCCCAGGCCUUGGUGGGGGUGGAGUUGCAAAAGCAAUAGAUUUAAGGGCUGUUGAGGCCCCUUCCCCGAACUACCUGAGCAAUGCUAGUUUGAGAGGCAUCAGAGUUUUAUUAGCUUUCUUUAAAGUCCAGAGGCAGCCAGUGUGUUCCCGCUUAGAGGGGGUGGUUCAAAGGCUGCUCUCUGUAGCAGCACCCGAUGCCAGUACCCCAAAGCACUAGCACUUUUGUCAGAGAUGCAGCCUUACUGGGCAAGAUGAUGGGAUGGGGGCCCCUGGGCCAGGCAACAGGCCCCCUGACCCCCUGCAGCCCCACCGUGGCCCUGCAUGCCCACUCUGCACAUGUCUCGUGAAGGAAUAAAGUCUAGCAAGGCGCUCGGUUCUACCUGUGCUCUGCCUUGGUGAUCCACAUGCUGGCAAAUGCGCUGAAUUGCAUGCGCCCUUGAGUAGGGCGUGGCCCCCAUGCUCUGAUGUUUCAAUAUCUGCUUUUAGAAUAGCUGCCGUGAGUGUCAACAAAGGGCAGUUAAAAUCAAAUGCUUUGAGUCCAGAUUAUUCAGACUACAGCCCAGAGAUUGACUGGUUGCCCCAAUGAAAUACUUUUACAGCUGCCUGGUAGUAAACUGUGACCUGAUCCUAAUGAAACGCCCCAUUUGGCCCACUGGGGCUUCAUUGCUGUUUCUUUGCAAGAAGCUGAUUAAUAAAGGACACUCUUUUUUUUGGCCUUCC
Molecule: messenger RNA, 2310 nt
Organism: Pogona vitticeps (central bearded dragon)
Lineage: Eukaryota; Metazoa; Chordata; Lepidosauria; Squamata; Agamidae
Source: RefSeq, a predicted model, not a curated record